GAAACGAUAUAUUUUUAUUCCUUCAUUUCAUUUGAGUUAAGACAUUAUUCCAGACGGUAUGUGCUGUAUUGCUCUCUGCCCAAGAUCACUUCAAGUUCAAUUACUUCUAAUUUCGAUCUUUGCUACAAACUGAAACAUUUUGUUCUUCUUAAAUUUUAUUCGACUUAAGUUAAAACGCAUUCAGACAAUUUGAAAAUCUCGAGGUAAAGGCAGACGACAGCUCAACCAAUUCUCAAGCUUUCGACAACGAGGCCUUUGAUGAUAUCGCUCUCGGUACUAUGAAUGAUAACGGGAGUGCUUGCGAUAGUCUUACGACCAGGAAACCGGAAUCAAACGGCGUCGAACCGAUCGAACCGGAAAUGAAAGACAAACUGAACUUUGAUCUUGAAGACGGCAAGUCACGUGACCAAUGUAAGGAUGAUGAGAAUGAAAAUUUUCAGAUGACGCUGUGGAAGCACAUAUACCGCAUCACUGACCGAAUCGCCGUGGUCUUGAAACAGAACAGAACGAUCAUUGUCAAUACCAUCAAGACAGUACUCCUACUCCUUUUCUCUGCCUACCUUAUCUACGCCUGCAUCUACGAUUUCGAGGAGGCUUUCGUCGUCCUGAUCAUCACCUCGCUCGUGUUGCUGUCGGCGACGUACGCGCUGGUUAGGGAUACGAAAGGCGAUGUCAUCUUCACGAAAUGUCUCCAUCCCAUGUGGUUAAUGAUGGUCAGAGGUGUGGAGAAAACAAAGUGGAUCCUCGCGUUCUUAGCAGUCAUCGGGUUUGGCAUAAUUCUCUUUUUCUUAACACGUGACAACCCCAUUCAACUCAUCUCUUUCGGUGGUCUCGUCAUAUUCAUCACACUCCUGUAUGUAUUCUCCAAGUAUCCAGAAAGGGUGAAAUGGAGGCCUGUCAUCUGGGGACUGGUCCUACAGUUCGUCUUCGGGAUCCUGAUCCUACGGACCUAUCCUGGCUAUGUUCUCUUUCAAUGGAUUGGUAACGUGGUCCAGGCCUUCCUUGGGUUCUCUAGCGCUGGUUCCCUCUUCCUGUUCGGGGAAGACUACAACGAACAUUAUUUUGCUUUCGCGGUACUACCCAUCAUUAUCUAUUUUAGCAGUGCUAUCUCAAUUCUGUACUAUAUUGGUGCAAUGCAGUUUGUGAUUAGGAAGCUAGCCUGGUUAAUGCAAAGAACAAUGAGAACAUCAGCCUCAGAGUCUCUUAAUGCAGCUGGGAAUAUAUUCAUCGGACAGACCGAAGCACCGCUGCUCAUCCGUCCGUUUCUGAAGGACAUGACGCGGUCAGAAAUCCACGCGGUUAUGACCGGAGGUUUUGCCACCAUCGCCGGUAGCGUCCUGGGGGCGUAUGUUCUGAGCGGUAUCAGCGCGGCUCAUCUGGUAUCCGCCUCGGUUAUGUCCGCACCUGCUGCUCUAGCCGUCUCUAAACUCUUCUAUCCGGAAACUGAAAAAUCCAAGACGGCGAAUUCGGAUAAUUUGACUAUUGAAAAGGGGACAGAGAGAAACUUUAUAGAGGCAGCUGCAUCCGGAGCAUCAACCGCUAUACCUCUAGUACUCAACAUCGCAGCAAACCUGGUAGCUUUCAUUUCUCUUCUUGCUUUGGUCAACGCCCUUCUCAGUUAUUUUGGUGGAUUGGUCGGAUAUCCUCAACUUACCUUCGAAGUUAUAUGCUCUUAUGUGUUCAUGCCAGUAGCGUUUAUCAUGGGUGUCGAGUGGGCCGACUGCCGUCUCGUCGCUGAACUUAUCGGUAUCAAGACAUUCGUCAACGAGUUCGUUGCUUACGACAAACUCGCUACAUUUAUUGACAACAGAGAGACGGGGGCUGGACCAACGCUAUCGGAACGAUCCGAAGUCAUCGCGACAUACGCCCUCUGCGGCUUCGCCAACAUCUCCUCGAUAGGGGUCCAGCUGGGCGGGUUAGCACCCCUCGCACCGAGCAGGAAACCUGACCUAGCAGCGGUCGUGAUCAGAGCGCUGAUAGCGGGGACGGCUGCUUGCUUCAUGACAGCUUGCAUUGCAGGGGUAUUGUACGUACCGGAAGAAGUGAUAUCAGGGAACUCAACUACGCCCACCCCCAUGACAACCAUCUACUAGCCAAUAGAAAUCAAGGAUCAUCCCGACAUAGCGCCAAAUCUCAUGUGAUAUAAUAUUACUCCUUUGGAACUUGAGAAAUCGUGUGAACACUGCCUUGAUGUCUGCACAAGAAAGAGUAAAACAUAAAACUCCCAAUUCACUACCUUGAGAGUGACGUUAGAAUCACUGGUUGUCGGUUUUCGAGUGAAUGAACUCGUUCAGAAUUCGGUUUUCUCAAAAAGAUUUGAUGUUCAAUCUUUCUUCAACACGAUUUCACUCUUCCAUGUCUUGGAAAGUACUUAUGUAGAUAAAAAAAGAUGUAAAUUUAUAUAAAUACAUUUAUAUUAUAUAGAAGGAAUAUUGUACAAUAGAAUUAAAUUUCGCAAGUAAUAAGUUUCCAAUCCAUCCACUUCAAAGGUCAUUUGAUAUAGCGCCUUUUCCUUUCGAAAGUUUCUUAACUUUAUAGGGAGUAAGUGUAAAAUAAAUAAAGAUGAGAGAAUGAGAGAGAUAGAGGGAGAGAGAGUUAGAGAGAGAGAGGUGGGAUGGAAUGCGAAGAGAGAUAAGUUUGGGGGAAAUGAUGAAAAUAAAACAUCAUUAUUUUGUUUUGCUCUUUAAGAUAAAAAAAAAAUCAUUGUUUUGUCACUGCCUCUCGUAGUCUUAUUAAAUUCGAAUAUUAUUGUUCGAAGCUCACUGCCAAUAAUUCAGACUGUAAUAUGUAACACGCACUUUUCAGAUGUAAGAGUCUGGGCACUAGCGUACCUACGGGGGGCAGGGGGGCACUCUGCCCCCCCCCCUGACGAGUCACAACCCAUGCAAAAACGUAUCUUUACCCCCCUGACGGGCUUGAAAAACCUUUUUUGCCCCCCCUGACGAGCUUGAAGACCUUUUUUUUUUUUUUUUUUUUUUUUUUUUUUUUUUUGCUUGUCAAUUUUUUUCUGGUACGAAAUCCUUUAUUUGUGAUCAAAAACUUUUUUUUUUUUUUUUUUUUUUGCUUGUCAAAUUUUUGGGCGGACGGUUUUGCCCCCCCUGUGGAAAAUCCUAGGUACGCCACUGAGUCUGGGUAAUGAGAGUUGAAAUGAUAUUCAUGAAUUAAGAAUUCCAUGAUCGUCUUUUACACCAAUGUCAUGCAAUACGCAAUAAGAAUGCAACGUGUGUAUUGGUACUUUAUAGUGUGCUUUUUGUAAUAAAUGAGGGAAUAUUAUCAUGA
Lytechinus pictus (painted urchin) is the source of this 3279-nucleotide messenger RNA. RefSeq names its product solute carrier family 28 member 3-like. The record is from RefSeq and is a predicted model, not a curated record. Gene Ontology annotation, cellular component: plasma membrane. The transcript has 12 exons. Gene Ontology annotation, molecular function: nucleoside:sodium symporter activity. Gene Ontology annotation, biological process: nucleoside transmembrane transport. The coding region runs from base 279 to 2093 and encodes 604 amino acids. NCBI's taxonomy places the organism in Eukaryota, Metazoa, Echinodermata, Echinoidea, Temnopleuroida, Toxopneustidae.